This is a messenger RNA of Photinus pyralis (common eastern firefly), 1901 nucleotides long. RefSeq names its product prestalk protein-like. Lineage: Eukaryota; Metazoa; Arthropoda; Insecta; Coleoptera; Lampyridae. The transcript has 3 exons. Bases 319 to 1869 code for a protein of 516 amino acids. The record is from RefSeq and is a predicted model, not a curated record.
AUGUGUAACGUAAAUUGCCACAUCGAACAAGUAGUUAUUCUUUAAUUUCGGAAACUGAUACUACGCUAGAGAUUCUACACAAUAUUUUCAUGCACAACUGCAAAUAUUUAACUGCAAUUAUGAUCUAAUGAAAGAAUUCAGAUUGGCCAAGUCAAAUAUGAUAAAAAGCUGACGAAAAAUAGGGCAACACUGGCUGGAUGCUUUUGCUCUUUGUUAUCACACUUUGAGAUGAACUCAAUGACAUAAAUCAAAAUCAAUGUAAAAUUUAGCAACCGAAUUAUCGGAGUACGUACAUAGUGUGAGCGGAACUAGUGUACAAUGAGAGCAGUUCUCACAAUACUUAUUCAGUACACUUUGGUAGUGGCAUCCGUAAACGCAAACUUUUGCAAUGAAAAGAACUGUUGUAGUACAAACGAUUGCAAUGUUUGCGUCGCCACUUGCUACACAAAUUGCACCACGGAAUCUUGCACAAAAUCAUGCAUAGAUACCUGUAUUUCGAAUUCACCCGUGACCAACACGUGCAUUGGAUCAGAAUGCUGUGGCAACGAAGAGUGUAAUAAGUGCGCCCGUAUAUGUACGGAAGAAUGUCCAACCACGAAAUGUAAGGACAGCUGUGUGUCCAAUUGCAUAAGGGGAAUUUCUGCUCAUUGUAGCGAGUCUGGUUGUUGCUCAAAUGCUGAAUGCAACACAUGUUCUCAACAUUGCAUAGCAAAUUGCCAAACGCAGAUUUGUAAGCACGACUGCGUCGAAAACUGCAUGCAAGGAUUGCUCCAAAGUUGUAAUGGGUUCUAUUGCAAUUACUGCUCCGAGUCUACAUGUUGUAAGAAUUCCAUGUGUAAUACGUGCACUCAGUUGUGCGCCUCCCAAUGUUCGAGUCCUCAAUGCAAGCACACGUGUGUUAAUAACUGCGCUCAGCCAAUACAUCAAGUUUGUCAAGGACCAAUAUGCAACAUCUGCAGUGGGACCACCUGUUGCAACACUAAUCACUGCAACACUUGCGCUAACACCUGCUCAAACCAGUGUACGACAAUGGACUGCAAAAACGCUUGCAUACAAAAGUGCGUUCGUACAACACCCUCAUGCAUUGGAGCUAAUUGUAACCUAUGCGUAGGCGAUUCGUGCUGUAAAUCUUCCAACUGUGAUAGAUGCGUUGAUUACUGUUACGAUCAAAACAUCCCCAGCACUUGCACAAACGCAUGUGUCAAGCAAUGCGUAGAGACCGAACCGACAAAAAUCAGUAUACCUCUUCCAGAAUUUACCUGUGAAGGUACAACGGAAUCAGCGCCAUACCGUCCACAACUAGUUAUCCCCAGUGACAAUCGUACGAUCAACAUCACCACCCAAGUAAUACUGCACAACGUCAUUAACAACACCAACAUUAUUAAUAUUCCCAUAAAAGUAAACUUUACAAACGUAAACAAUAUACAUCAUGCAACAAAGCCUAAAAACCAAACGGAAGAGACAGUAGAAUGCUGUUACGUGAUACACCCCAAGGAGUGCUUUUUCGCGCCACAAAACGAAACUUCAGCGGAUGGUUCGGCCGCCUCGAACAUUAAAUGUAUUAGAAGAAGACACAGAGAAUGCUCCUCGAUCUGCUCGUCAUCGGUCGUUGUCAUUUCUCCACCGCCUCCUCCAAUGUUGAUGCCUCCACCGUUCGUGUCUACGCAGAUACAAGCGCCUCCGCCGAUGUAUCCCCAGUAUUCGCCAGUUUGUCAGUACGUACAGCACUAUCCCUGGCAGUACUGUGGGAAUUUCGAAAAGUUCGAUUGUGGUGCCUGUUACGAGUGUGGAGGAAGUUAUAGCCCGCAACAAUGUUCAAUCCAGCCAAAUUGUUCCCUUGUCUGCCGAAGCAAUUUAUUUACGCUAUAGCACUUCGGAGGAUACAAUCUGCAACCCUUACA